Salvelinus fontinalis (brook trout) is the source of this 4424-nucleotide messenger RNA. RefSeq names its product natural killer cell receptor 2B4-like. NCBI's taxonomy places the organism in Eukaryota, Metazoa, Chordata, Actinopteri, Salmoniformes, Salmonidae. The record is from RefSeq and is a predicted model, not a curated record. Bases 34 to 1023 code for a protein of 329 amino acids. The transcript is spliced from 6 exons.
AUUAUUUCCCAUUUCUCAGACAUUUGUCAAAGUAUGGGGUCCUAUUUGCAUUUCACCAUUUCCAUUCUACUGACUUUUAUCCAUCAAGCAGAGUCCAGCUCUGUGUUUGUGCUGAAGGGACAGGACGUUCAUCUGGAUGUCCAGGAAAAUGUUCAACUGAAAGAGCUGGAGGUUUUUAAGUGGACCUUCGGAUCAGCUAAUAUUGUAAGAUGCUCUGACACAUUGUCAGUGAGAGUGUCUCCUGAGUACAACAACAGGGUUGAGUUUUAUAAGGGAAAUUUCUCUCUGCUACUGAAGAACAUACAGGAAGGAGACAGUGGACCUUAUACUGCAGGAGUGACUGGUGACAAAGAAACAAUUAUUAUUGUAUUCAAGUUAGUUCCCCAAGAGAGAGUUGAGCCUCCAGUCCUGACAGUGGAUUCUAACUCCAACAUCAAUGGCAUCUGUAAUGUGACUGUGACCUGCAGAGGCCAGAACACCUCUGUCACCUCCAGCUGUAACAGCCGCACCUGCUCUCAGGUGGGAGGAGAGAGUAGAAGGGCUGAGACCUCCACUGUCUCCCUGCUCUCUGUCUAUGUGGCAGGGGGUUCCAUCAUCUGUAACCACAGCAACCAAGUCAGCUGGGCCAGCGACACCAAGGAGAUAGUGGAACUCUGUCCAAUGAAAUCUGAUCAAGGCGAGAAGGCAAACUACAACUAUGCUUUCACAGUCGUGGCACCUGUCUGCGUAGUUGGAUUCAUUGCCCUGAUUGGUUUUCUUGUUUGUCGAAAGCAAAACAAACGUGGCAAAAGGGAAAUCAGAGACACAGAUUAUGCUACAGUUGGGACUCCAGAGAACGGCCAAGCAGGUGGUGAAGAGCAGGUGUCUCCAGGUCCAGGCCCAACAUCACCCACUAUCUACAGUAUGGUGGGAAUACCCCAACCCCAGCCCGUGAACCACCAGCCUUUGCCUGUAGACCUCCCCAUGACCACCAUGCCGGAGAGUUUAUAUGCUAUGGUGGGGAAAAAGACUAGCCAACAAUAAUAAGGAAUUUGAACAUCAUCCGGGAUUCUAUUCAAUCCUUUUAAAGGCAAUGUUCCCAUGUUCGAGUAGACCUAAUAAAAUAAAAUAAGAAUGGUCACAUGCUUUGAAAACAACAGGUUUAGACUAACAGUGAAAUGCUUACUUACGGGCCCUUCCCAACAAUGCAGAGAUAAAGAAAAUAGAGAUAUAACAGAAAACUAAUGAAACUAUUAAUAAUAAAUAAAUAAAUAAUAAAACACCAUGAGUAAAGAUAUAGUUAUAUACCCAGGGUACCCAGUCGAUGUGCAGGUGUACAAGGUGAUUGAGGGAGACAUGUACAUAUAACUAGGAAUGACGUGACAGACAAUAAACAGUAGCAGCAGCGUGUUUGAGUCAAAAAAAGUAUGUGCAAAAAAGGGUCAAUGUAAAUAGUCAUGGUAGCUAUUUGGUGACUGUUUAACAAACUAUUUAGCAGUCUAAUGGCUUAGGGUAGAAACUGUUCAUGGUCCUGUUGGUUCCAGACUUGGUGCAUUGGUACCGCUUGCCGUGCGGUGGCAGAGAGAACAGCCUAUGACUUUGGUGGCUGGAGUCUUUGACAAUUUUUAGGGCCUUCCUGAUACUGCCUUGUAUAGAGGUUCUGGAUGGCAAGGAGCUCGGCUUCAGUGAUGUACUGGGCUGUACACACUACCCUCUGUAGUGCCUUGCUGUCAAUUGUUUGACUUUUUGAGGCUGAGGGCUCAUGACAAAUCUUUUCAGCCUCCUGAGGGGGAAGAGGUGUUGUCGUGCCCUCUUCACGGCUGUGCUGGUGUAUUUGGACCAUGAUAGAUCUUUUGUGAUGUGUACAACGAGGAACUUGAAGCUCUCGACCCGCUGCACUACAGCCCUGAUGUGAAUGGGGGCGUGCUCAACUCUGUUUCCUGUAGUCCACGAUCAGCUCUGUCUUCCUCACGUUGAGGGAGAGGUUGUUGUCCUGGCAUCACACAGCCUGGUAUCUGACCUCUUCCCUAUAGGCUGUCUCAUCGUUACAGACUGGGUCAGGUAGAAGAUGAAAAUGUCAGUGAAGACGAAUGGUUGGAACCGGUUCAGGGAACAGAACUGAAAUCCGCAUUUUUCCAGUCCCCCAAAAUUGUAACAAAGCACCUACGCAAAAUCCUCACUCAAACGUAUUCCAGCGUCUGCCUGCCAGUUGGAAAUCUUUGCCAGUGGGUGUGCAUGUGUGUGCAUGCUGCCUGCCCCCCCCCCCCCUCUCUGAAGGGUAGGUUAUUGUAGCCUACUGAUGUUACAAGCGUAAUUCAGAAAUUAGGGAGAGAUGUUUAAUUAGAGAAGAAUGGAUUAACUUGUUCAAUGCUGGUGUAUUUGGACCAUGACAGAUCCUUAGUGAUGUGGACAACGAGGAACUUGAAGCUCUUGACCCGCCGCACUACAGCCCUGAUGUGAAUGGGUUUCCUGUUGUCCACGAUUAGCUCUGUCUUGCUCACGUUGAGCAAGACAGAGCUUGCUCUGGUUUUUGUCCUGGCAUCACACUGACAGGUGUCUGAUAAAGCAAACUGGGUGGAAUAUGGAGAAAAGUUUACCAAAUUCUUCACAGUACCAACAUUUUUUGCAGAAAUCCAUUACUCAAGACGGAGUCAUCCAUGAUUCUCCAAAUCAUAUUUGAAAGAGGAAGCUAAAUAUUUUUAGCAGAUGUUUUCUUUUCAAUCUCAUCAUCACACUCUGAAUGACGAUUGUUGUAAGGUAAUAUUUCCUAAUAAUAAAAAAUUAUAAAAAUAACAAAUGCACAAAAAGAUCAGUGGGAAGGUCAAAUUACAGAGGAAUAAUAUAUAUAUUUUUUUAUCCUUUUAGUCUGGAAAAUCCCAAGGCUUUUUGGCAUACCGGUAGAGGUAUAUCAUGCAUUUUUUGAGAUUCUCAAAGCUCCAUUAUUAGCUUGUUUUAACUACUCCUAUAGAAAUGGAAGUCGGUCAGGAACUCAGCAGGAAGGCAUGAUUUAAAUAUUAUUCAAACAAGACCCAGAUGACAAAUAUAACGAUCCUGACUAUCUGAAAAAACUAGAGGCCAUACUUCAAUGUUGUGGUGCAAAAAUACUAGCUAAAUGCAAGGCACUCCGAAUUAAAAAGGUUUAAUCAGAUAUUAGUCAUCCUGAUCAGACAGGUUUUUUACAUGGAUGAUACAUUGGAGAUAAUCUACGACAACUACUCGAAAUAAUAGAACAACAUGAAACAUUUAAGAAGCCAGGCCUGGUAUUCAUAGCAGAUUUGGAAAAGGCCUUUGUCAUGACGUGGCCCUCUUUGGGUAUAGCGAGUGCCUUCCCCCUCUCUCCCUCUUACACCCAGGUUCUGUUAUCUCAGGUGGUAAAUGGCUGGAGGAGACUCUCUCCCUCAUGCAGUAUAUAGAGAGAAAGCUUCACAGUAGAACAAAGGAAUUUAUUCUACAUCACAGAACUUGAGAACUGAACAAUAUCCAUGUUUUGGAGAAUGUGUAAACGGUCGGUGGAGAAACCAGCUACGACCGGUCCGUUUGGUUUUAUGAUUGUGACCUCAGGAAAGACAAUACAGCCACAUUACUCUAACUCUGUUUAUACAGGAUCCUCCGUUAUGAGGCUUGCAUCUAAUUAUUGUAUAAAAUGAAUGAGUAAAGAUGAAACUAUUUGUGAAAUUGUGUAAUGUGAUUUUAAACCGUUAAUGUGAGAGAAUUGUAUUCCCUUUAAAAUAUAACUAAGUCAUUGGCCCACCCCAUGAGCACAGACAUUGAUCUGGCAUCAUGGGACAGCCCUUUUCUACUGUUACAAAUAUAACCCCCACCUGAAGGAAUUCCCUUCAGACCAUGCGUAACUCGAUCACAGAGGGGGCGAAGGUUUUUGAAUUCCUAACCAAACCACAUGGAGCGUUGGCUACACUGGUGGAAAUGAUUAAACUCUGAGACUAUCGAUACCGAAAGAAUAAGAGCAAGUCUUCGAUACUAAUUACUAGUCUGCAGCUAAGAAUUAUGUACCAUUGAAUGCGAAGACCGACAACCGCCGAAACAACUAUUCUACAAGAACAUUUCUGAAUUUUACUCUGAAGUACCCAUUCUAAACACGAGAGACUUCAUGGGAGCAGAGACAAUCAGAUGAACUUUCCAACAGAUAGACGGACGAUUUCAACAGAGAUCACGACGACACACUGAGCGUAAAUAUAUAUUGAUUGCAAUUAUUCCCAAAUGAGUGAGCGUUCAUGCGCAAAGGAUUAGCAUUUCAAUCAAUAUAACUAUCAACUGUGUAGUGACUCUUGUAAUUCUCAGUACACACCCACUUCCUUUUAUCCACCAAGCCGUCAUAUCGGCUUAGCCCUCUAGGGAACAUCCCCUAUCAUUUUCUUGUAACCAUAUCUACUGUUAGUUUGUUAUGCAUUUCUGUUAUUUAGUUAGUAAAUAAAUUAUUAAGACAA